UUCAGAAUUCAAAUCACAAAAUGGUGGAAGACGAGCUGGUGGAGAUUUUAACGGAGUAUAAAACUAUUGCUGAGUCUGAACACAACAGUUUUGUUUCAACUCUAGUCAACAAUCCAAACUUUGCACAAGUUGUCUUUAACUCACUUCAGGGGUUCGAGGAGCGUGGGAAAGGGUCUGAUGUACUAGGACAGCUGUGUGAUCUUCUAUUUAGCAUCUACAGACGAGAUCCAGAGUACAAGAGUUUUGCUCUUCAAUUUCUUCCUCAUCUUGCCUUUAUCUAUCUUCUAAACUACGGAGAAAAGGAUGAGUUUGGAUGUAUUGAAACCUGGCUGAUAGGGAUUCAUAAUAUUGAGUCUGCUGAUACCAGUUCAUUCAGGAUCCCGAGUUUAAACCAGAAUUCUAUUUAUCAUGAAUCCAACCAAAUCCUUGAGUCAAGACAGAGCUCAUUGUCAGAGAUGGAGCGAGGUCCUGGUAUAACUGUAAAGAGGAUUCCACCAAUGCAGAUAAAAUCCUUCAACUCCAUGAACAAAAUGCCAGUUAUUGCUUUUCUUUUCAGUGUAUAUACUGGUAGAUUACCGGAUAUACAGCGGAUAUCCGGAGAAUAUACUUGUAAGCUGUGCUCGAGAAUGAUAACUCGGGGGUUCAAUUUUGGAACUAAGAAAGGACACAGAAGAAACCUCUCCUACGGCUCAGAUUCAGGUAUGCGGUCACCGCGUGUUUUGCCAAAUCGUCUUCAUCUCUCGUCAGCACUUCUUCUAGAAAUAUUACAGAUCGGGCACUGGGCAAUCUUUAACCAGUGUUUUGGUGUAGGGAUGCAUCUUAUCCGAGAUAUUGAGUUCAGAGCGCGGCAUUCUUCCAUGGAUAGUGUACUGUUAGUUAGUAGAGCUCUUCUCCAGAUGGCUCCUAAUGGUCCUAGUAUUGAAGAACAGAGAUAUAUUUCAACUCCAUCCCAGCUUUCAAAAAAUAUAAUCACAAACGCAAGCUUCAGAACUAAGAAACUGGAAGGAGAUAUUCCUAGGCUAGAGGAUGAUGAAGGUCCAUCUAGUCUUGAGUCUAAAAUGACAAUAAUUACUGAGGAGGAGGAGGAGGGAGGUCAGGAGACGAGGAAGGGAAGAGAUAUGGAGAACAUUGCGGAUAAAAUAAAGGCAAGGAUGGAGAAUGUCCGGGAUAAUGUAAGAAUACCAAUGAGAAAGAAAGAUCGAGAAAGGUUUUCUGAAAGUGAAGUUUCUGAUAAAGGGCGAGGGUUGAGUGAGAAGAAGGAUAAAAAGAAGAAGGAAGUUAAAUCUAAUCCCGGCGAUCUUGAAGGGUUGGAAGAAUUAAGACUGCAAAACUUUCCCUCAGAGACGAUAGCGAUCCAUAGCCCAGAGUCUGGUUCUACCAGUAUAUUCUAGAAAUAUCUGGUUCUACCAGUAUAUUCUAGAAAUAUCUAGUUCUACCAGUAUAUUCUAGAAAUAUCUUGUUCUACCAAAAUAUUCUAGUAAUAUCUAGUUCUACCAGUAUAUUCUAGAAAUAUCUGGUUCUACCAAUAUAUUCUAGAUAUAUCUAGUUCUACCAGUAUAUUCUAGAAAUAUCUAGUUCUACCAGUAUAUUCUAGUAAUAUCUUGUUAUAUUUGUAUAUUCUAGAAAUAUCUGGUUAUACCAAUAUAUUCUAGUAAUAUCUAGUUAUAUUAGCAUAUUCUAGAAGUAUCUGGUUCUACCAGUUUAUUCUAGUAAUAUCUAGUUCUACCAGUAUAUUCUAGAAAUAUCUAGUUCUAUUAGUAUAUUCUAGAUAUAUCUAGUUCUACCAGUAUAUUCUAGAUAUAUCUGGUUCUACCAGUAUAUUCUAGAUAUAUCUAGUUCUACCAGAAUAUUCUAUAAAUAUCUAGUUCUGCCAGUAUUUUCUAGAAAUAUCUAGUUCUAUCAGUAUAUUCUAGAAAUAUCUAGUUCUAUCAGUAUAUUCUAGAAAUAUCUAGUUAUACCAGUAUAUUCUAGAAAUAUCUAGUUCUUCUGGUAUUUUCUAGAUAAAUCUAGUAAUACCAGAAUAUUCUAGAAAUAUCUAAAGGGUUUAGAGUAAGAUAGACUGAAAUGUGAAAAUUUAUUAUUAAUAUAAGUUGCAUUUAAAUAGUAUUUUAAUAAAAUCUUGAUAAAUAAGAAUGAGUAAGAUAGUAUAAGUAAGUAUAAGUAAGAUUUUUAUCAUUGAUCUAAGAGAGCCUCUCUCACUAUUAAAUAUAUUAACAAAUAAACCAAUCAAAUCAAUUUUAUGAGCUAAGUAAUCCUGUUACUGUUAAAUGUUGAAUGUUAACUCUACUACAUCCUUUAACUAUUAACUUUUUCAUUCCUUUAAUUGGUUCGGGGGGGAUUUUUAACGAACCGACAAGGCUUGAAAGAGACUAGGGGGGGUUACAUCUUUCUCUAGAAUUCAACAACAAUUGUUAGAAAUAUUGAUUAGCUUUCAAGAUAUAUUUACAAAAUAGUCUCUAGUCAAUUGUCAAUAGUAUUUCGUAGUCAUUAUUCUGUAUUUUUGAAAAUAAAAUUUUAAUGUUUAAA
Messenger RNA from Eurytemora carolleeae, 2526 nucleotides. It is a transcript of the gene Hyccin, whose product is annotated as hyccin-like. The record is from RefSeq and is a predicted model, not a curated record. NCBI's taxonomy places the organism in Eukaryota, Metazoa, Arthropoda, Copepoda, Calanoida, Temoridae. The transcript is spliced from 16 exons. Gene Ontology annotation, cellular component: plasma membrane. Bases 21 to 1391 code for a protein of 456 amino acids. Gene Ontology annotation, biological process: phosphatidylinositol phosphate biosynthetic process; protein localization to plasma membrane.